GUAAACCCACCAACGGCUUAUCGAAUGCUGAAAGAUUUUGUAGAUUUGAAUAAAGGAGACACUAUCAUUCAAAAUGGCGCCAAUUCGUCAGUGGGAAAAGCAGCAAUUCAGAUUUGUCGAAUUCGGGGUAUUCGUUCUAUAAAUAUUGUUCGCAAAAGAGAUGACAUGACACCUCUUGUUAGCGAACUGAAAUCGCUUGGAGCUGAUGAGGUUCUUACCGAAGAUCAGCUUUUCAAAGAGUAUCGUGGCAAAAUAAAGAAUGUGCGUUUGGCGCUGAACUGCGUUGGUGGAAGGUCUGCCUUGCUGUUAGCCAGCACACUUGGACAUCGUGGAUGCAUGGUCACUUAUGGAGGAAUGAGCAAACAACCAUUGCAGGUUUCAACUUCACCGCAGAAAUUUGUUUUUAUCUGCGUAAUUGCUCGACUGAUUCCAACUGGGCCCUUAAUUUUCAAGGACAUUCGUUUGGUUGGUUUUUGGAUGUCGCGAUGGUAUGAGGAUGCACAAAAUCUUGAAACUUUGAAAAGUAGUUCUUUUGUGUUAAAGGAGCGUAAAAGGAUGAAUGCAGAUUUGACAUCUUGGAUAAAGUCGGGAGAAUUUCGUGUACCUUCAUACGAAAAACGGACUUUGGAACAGUACAAAGAAGCAGUUGAAGCAGCUGGGACAAGUUUUGUUAUGAAGCAAUUAUUUACACUGAAUUAG
Molecule: messenger RNA, 699 nt
Organism: Strongylus vulgaris
Lineage: Eukaryota; Metazoa; Nematoda; Chromadorea; Rhabditida; Strongylidae
Source: the annotation of a GenBank genome assembly